Messenger RNA from Olea europaea var. sylvestris, 639 nucleotides. RefSeq lists its product as uncharacterized. Lineage: Eukaryota; Viridiplantae; Streptophyta; Magnoliopsida; Lamiales; Oleaceae. The coding region runs from base 160 to 453 and encodes 97 amino acids. The transcript is spliced from 2 exons. The record is from RefSeq and is a predicted model, not a curated record.
CGAGGGGGGCAUUUUCCUUUUAUAUUGGGCAUCCCCCAUCUUCUGGCUGUACACCAGCUUUACCCUUUGGCACCCAUUGUAGGUCGGAGCUCAAAAGGUCCUACUCACUUUCAAAUCGAAUUGUGGAAGAACUAAGAAGACAAUCGGAGAGCAGUGAGAAUGACAAGGGAAAUAUACGGAGUCAAGAUUCAAACAAAUCCUCCUCAAUCUAAGCUUGACGAUCUCGCUAUCUCGUCCUGGCCAACGUGGAGCUGUGAACCGAGCAAAUUUCCAUGGACAUUUACUGCAAAAGAGACAAUGUAUCUAUUAGCAGGAAAAGUGAAAGUUUACAUUGAUGGCCAAGAUGGGUUCUUUGAAAUAGGGGCUGGUGAUCUGGUUGAAUUUCCAAAUGGAAUGAAGGUCACUUGGGAUGUAGUCGAAGCUGUGAACAAGCACUAUAACUUGGAGAAGUGAUAUUCUUUAAAGUCCUAAAUGAAUCGUUUUCUUAACCUGUCGCUUUAUGAUUUAUGUAAACGAUAAUACUGAAUUGCUAGUCAAGCUAGUUUUGAUUGAUAACCGUGACAAUUUAUGUAAGCUAAAUCUGAUUCGCAACAUAAAAGUUGUUAUGUUGAAUAUCAAAUUCUUUCAUCAUUUUGUUUG